Molecule: messenger RNA, 2228 nt
Organism: Oxyura jamaicensis (ruddy duck)
Lineage: Eukaryota; Metazoa; Chordata; Aves; Anseriformes; Anatidae
Gene: ABCD2
Product: ATP binding cassette subfamily D member 2
Exons: 10
Coding region: 1-2202 (733 amino acids)
Biological process (GO): peroxisome organization; long-chain fatty acid import into peroxisome; very long-chain fatty acid catabolic process
Cellular component (GO): peroxisomal membrane
Molecular function (GO): ABC-type transporter activity; ATP hydrolysis activity; long-chain fatty acid transmembrane transporter activity
Source: RefSeq, a predicted model, not a curated record
AUGAGCCGCAUGCUGCAGGAGGCGGCCCGGAGGGUGCAGUGGAGCCGGUCGAGCUCUGCGAAGAGGGCUGCGUGCCUGGUGGCCGCCGCCUACGGGCUCCGGCUCCUCUACCCCGUCAUCCGGCGGCGCCUGAGGCGGGCGGGCGGCGGGGCGGGCAAGCAAGAUGCCGGCCGGGGGGAGCCGCGGGGCGCCGGCUGCCCGGGCAGAGCCCCCCCGGCGGUGAACGCGGAGUUCUUCAAGCAGCUGUUGGAGCUCCGCAAGCUGUUCUUCCCCAAGCUCGUGAGCGCCGAGCUGGGCUUGCUGUGCCUCCACUCCGUUGCGCUGGUUUCCAGGACCUUCCUCUCCAUCUAUGUGGCAGCGCUGGAUGGGAAGAUCGUGAAGAGCAUCGUGGAGAAGGAGCCGAAGAGCUUUGUGGUCAAGUUGAUCAAAUGGCUGAUGAUCGCCAUCCCGGCCACUUUUGUCAACAGCACCAUACGGUACCUGGAGUGCAAGCUGGCCCUCGCCUUCCGCACGCGCCUGGUGCACCAUGCCUACGAGACCUACUUCACCAACCAGACCUACUACAAGGUGAUCAGCAUGGACGGGCGGCUGGCCAACCCCGACCAGUCCCUCACCGAGGACAUCAUGAUGUUCUCACAGUCGGUGGCGCAUCUCUACUCCAACCUCACCAAGCCCAUCCUGGAUGUCAUGCUCACCUCCUACACCCUCAUCCGCACGGCGCGGUCCCGGGGCGCCAACCCCAUUGGGCCCACGGUCUUGGCCGGGCUCGUCGUCUAUGCCACGGCCCGCGUGCUCAAAGCCUGCUCGCCCAAGUUUGGCAAGCUGGUGGCUGAGGAGGCGCACAAGAAGGGCUACCUGCGCUUCAUGCACUCACGCAUCAUUGCCAAUGUGGAAGAGAUUGCCUUUUACCGGGGGCACAAGGUAGAACUGAAACAACUGCAAAAAAGCUACAAGGCUUUGACAGAUCAAAUGAAUCUCAUUUUAUCCAAACGCUUGUGGUACAUCAUGAUAGAGCAGUUCCUGAUGAAAUAUGUCUGGAGUAGCUGUGGUAUGAUUAUGGUCGCUGUGCCCAUCAUCACUGCAACGGGAUUUGCGGAUGGCGAGAUUGAAGAUGGCCAGAAACAGGCAGUGGUUAGUGAAAGAACAGAAACUUUUACUACGUCACGAAACCUGCUGAUCUCUGCAGCAGAUGCUAUUGAAAGGAUCAUGUCUUCAUACAAAGAGGUUACUGAGUUAGCAGGAUACACAGCCCGUGUCUACAACAUGUUUGCUGUUUUCGAUGAGGUGAAGAGAGGCAUCUACAAAAGAACUGCCGUUAUUCAAGAGUCUGAAAACAACAGUAAGAAUGGAGAUAAAACAGAGUUACACAUCAAUGGGCCCUUAGAAAUCAAGGGAAGAGUUAUUGAUGUUGAACAUGGAAUUAUUUGUGAAAAUGUUCCUAUUAUUACUCCGAAUGGCGAUGUGGUGGUUUCCAGACUAAACUUCAAAGUUGAGGAGGGCAUGAAUCUUUUAAUCACUGGUCCUAAUGGCUGUGGAAAGAGUUCGCUUUUCAGAAUUCUAAGCGGUUUGUGGCCUGUGUAUGAAGGAGUGCUCUACAAACCCCCUCCCCAGCACAUGUUUUAUAUACCACAAAGGCCCUACAUGUCCAUUGGAACACUACGUGAUCAGGUCAUCUACCCAGACUCUGUGGAAGACAUGCAUGAGAAAGGCUACCAGGAUCAAGAUCUGGAGUGUAUCCUGCAAAUGGUUCAUCUGUACCACAUAGUUCAAAGAGAAGGAGGCUGGGAUGCCAUCAUGGACUGGAAAGAUGUCUUAUCAGGAGGAGAAAAACAAAGGAUGGGCAUGGCUCGCAUGUUUUAUCAUAAGCCGAAAUACGCACUGCUGGAUGAAUGCACAAGCGCGGUAAGCAUUGAUGUUGAAGGAACGAUAUUCCAAGCUGCAAAAGCCGCUGGGAUAUCCCUGCUUUCUAUAACACACAGACCUUCUCUUUGGAAGUACCACAGUCACUUGCUGCAGUUUGAUGGCCAAGGAGGCUGGCGCUUCGAACAGCUGAACACGGCCGUCCGUCUGUCACUGAGUGAGGAGAAACAGAGACUGGAGUCCCAGCUUGCAGGAAUUCCCAAAAUGCAGCAGAGACUGAAUGAACUAUGUGAAAUGCUGGGAGAAGACUCAGUGCUUAAAAAAAUGGACAAAGAGGAAUAAAUAAUUUAUGUUUCAUGUUUUUAAAA